This is a messenger RNA of Aspergillus wentii DTO 134E9, 753 nucleotides long. RefSeq lists its product as uncharacterized. The coding region runs from base 1 to 753 and encodes 250 amino acids. Lineage: Eukaryota; Fungi; Ascomycota; Eurotiomycetes; Eurotiales; Aspergillaceae. The record is from RefSeq and is a predicted model, not a curated record. Gene Ontology annotation, cellular component: nucleus; cytoplasm. The transcript is spliced from 4 exons.
AUGAAGUUUCUAUGUCUUCAUGGCGCCAUUGGCAGCAUCGAGGUAAGCUGGGUGGAAGCCUUGAAACGUCCAGGACCGCUGCGAAAGGAAAUGGAGACGGACAACGCGGCUUCUUUUCACUACAUCAAUGCUCCUUUGCCAGUGUCUCCUCCGCAAGAAUUCGAUAAGUACUUUGGAGUAGGCCCAUACUACCGAUGGAUUGAUGAUGGAGGAGUGGCAGAGAACACGGUGAUCAGUCGGGUUCGAAAAUCCCCCAUCGGCGAGACACCAGAAGACAUGAUGAGGGAUCUGAUGGGGGAUAGCCCUGUAUUCUGGCAUAACCACCAGUCAGCCAUGGAUUAUUUAUACGACACCCUGGAGGAGAACCCAGACAUUGAGGGUGUCAUUGGCUACAGCGAAGGUGCCUCGGUGGCAGCCAGUCUGAUUCUGGACGAGCAGAGGAGGCUGUGGGAUACAGGACGACCACGACGGAUCAAGUGCGCGGUAUUCUUCACGGGGUGGCCACCUGUUUCUUCAGACGGGGAUUUUAUGUUGUCAGAUGAGCGUGACAUCCUCGUUGACGUCCCAAGUUUGCACGUGGUCGGUGCCUAUGAUCCCUUCCGGUACGGUGCCUUUGCUUUAUACAAUACAUGCGACCCAAACAACGCGAUCAUGUUCGAUACUGGGAAAGGGCAUACACUUCCUCGCUCAGGGCCAGUGAUUCAAGAGCUUGGGGAGGCUAUGCGUACUUUAAUUGGGCGGGCAUACUCAUAA